UUAAAUUACCCGGGAAAAACUACCGCUUCAACUCAAACUAAACAGCUCCGUCUGUCAAAUACUCUUAUUCCCUCAACAUGCCUGCUACUUCAAAAAUACACGUAUCGCAGGGCUGGGAGACGGCGAAACAGACCCAGACGUCGGUGGAGGAGGACAAGAAGAAGAACGUUGGUGUUUUCUGUGAUGAACGCGGGUAUUUGGAUCAGAUUGAAUACAUCAUGCAGAACGGCCGAACCAAGGGGGACAGAACCGGGACUGGAGUAGUGUCUGUGUUCGGGGCUCAGGCUAGAUACAGCUUGCGAGACCAGUUUCCCCUGCUGACGACCAAGAGAGUGUUUUGGAAAGGGAUCCUUGAAGAAUUGCUGUGGUUCAUUAAGGGAUCAACAAAUGCCAAGGAGCUGUCAGCGAAAGGGGUGAAGAUUUGGGAAGCCAACGGUUCCCGGGCCUUCCUGGACAAGCUCGGGUUCACUGAGAGAGAGGAGGGCGACCUGGGACCUGUGUACGGGUUCCAGUGGAGGCACUUUGGUGCCGAGUACACAAACAUGCACACAGAUUACACAGGACAGGGUGUUGACCAGCUGCAGAAUAUCAUUGACACCAUCAACACCAAUCCAGAGGACAGACGCAUCAUGAUGUGCGCAUGGAACCCAAAAGACCUGACCCAGAUGGCUCUGCCCCCCUGCCACGCCCUGUGUCAGUUCUACGUGUGUGAUGGUGAGCUGUCCUGUCAGCUGUACCAGCGCUCGGGUGAUAUGGGCCUCGGGGUGCCUUUCAAUAUCGCCAGCUACGCACUUCUGACCUACAUGAUCGCACACAUCACUGGACUCAAGCCUGGUGACUUUGUUCACACGCUGGGCGACGCUCACAUCUACAUCAACCACAUCGAACCCCUAAAAGUACAGCUUCAGAGGGAGAUCCGUCCCCUCCCCAAGCUGAAGAUCCUGAGGAAAGUUGAGAGCAUCGAUGAUUUCCGUGCAGAGGACUUUGAGAUCUGCGACUACAACCCUCAUCCCACCAUUAAGAUGCAGAUGGCUGUGUAAAAAUAACCGUUUAUUAUGUGUGGAACGCGCCUAGAAGAUCUAUAUUCAUAUUGCUUUUUAUGUGUCAUUUGUUGCAAAAUUAAUUUCUUUCAAAUAAAAUGUUUAUUAUUUUAUUUAGUAAAGUAUCAAGUUCUUGUAAAUUGUGCCAUUUUCCCUUUAUAAAUUGUAAAUUAAAUGUCA
Gymnodraco acuticeps is the source of this 1220-nucleotide messenger RNA. RefSeq names its product thymidylate synthetase (gene tyms). Bases 78 to 1040 code for a protein of 320 amino acids. Gene Ontology annotation, molecular function: thymidylate synthase activity. The transcript is spliced from 7 exons. NCBI's taxonomy places the organism in Eukaryota, Metazoa, Chordata, Actinopteri, Perciformes, Bathydraconidae. The record is from RefSeq and is a predicted model, not a curated record. Gene Ontology annotation, cellular component: cytosol; mitochondrion. Gene Ontology annotation, biological process: dTMP biosynthetic process.